Molecule: messenger RNA, 2812 nt
Organism: Anopheles moucheti
Lineage: Eukaryota; Metazoa; Arthropoda; Insecta; Diptera; Culicidae
Product: PP2C-like domain-containing protein CG9801
Exons: 5
Coding region: 356-2329 (657 amino acids)
Source: RefSeq, a predicted model, not a curated record
GCGUUCGCGAACAGCGAGGAAAAUUGGAAAAAACCUUCGAAUAUUACACUGCGUAACGACAGUUAUUACCAGUCUGCGACAAUCUUCCAGUGCGUGAAUCCUUCUUAUUCUAGUGGGAAGCUUUGCCUUGAUCUGCAUACAUCAGUUAACGGGAAAUCCUGUGAGGAGCAAUACAGAAGUCCGAUCGAAACAAAGGAAAUUGGUAAUGGCGUAUUGAAAGAAUUUGGGGUGUUGUAGGGUGGCCACUGUCUACCAAUCUGGUAAAAUUAUGCAGUUUUUCGAUGUGCUGCAAUGAACGCAUUGUGAUACACGAAGUGAAUGCUUGAUCGUUGUGUUAAACACCGCAAGGACAAUCAUGCCCUCCUUCCGACAGAAGGUUACAACUUACUUCCGUCAACUGAGUUUUGUUUCGGAACGAGACCAGCGUGGGCCAACGCAACAAUGCUCCUCUAUGGCGUCCGGAAGUUUCAUGACCAGAUAUUUGGAGGGCGAAUGGGAACCUCCAGAUACUAAGGCGCCUAUUUACAAUGGUAAGUUACCGGAGGACUUGCCGGAUGUACGUAUCGGACGGUACGUUGUUAGCGGAACCGAAACUGAUGCCGCCUAUACAGGACCAUUUGAAGGCCUAACGGGAGUGAGACGUGCCAAGUCGCAUCUGACGGCUGGUAUUGAAGACGAUAUAGACUAUAUUGACGUUCUGCAAGAGCAAGGUUCCACGUCGCAACAGGAAUCAUCUACCAAAACAUCAGUACCUGGAUUGGACACUAAUUCAAACACACAAUCCCUUACGUUGAAUGCUGCCGUGAAUCGUUCCGAAUCUCAUUCCACCAUCAUGAAACAGACGAAUGCGGACAAAAAUCUCGAAAUCAAAAAGGUCAACGACGAUCCUAUUGCUAAUAUCACUGACUGGAACCGCCCAAACGAGGACGCGUACGGUAUAUCUGUUUCGUUGUACGAGAAGCACCUGCAUACGUCGGGAAAUGUUGGUGAUCCGAUUGCUGAUUGCUUUGGCAUAAUAUCCCGCGCCGACUCAUGCAUAAUGGCCAUGGCAGAUGGUGUCAAUUGGGGUGAAGGUGCCCGGAUUGCCGCAAGGUCUGCUAUUCAAGGUGCAAUUGAAUAUUUAAAUUCAGCAGUAUUUGGCAUACAUCAAGUGUCAUCAACCAGAGAAAUAUUCGUUAGCUUGAUUCGUAGCUUUUGGGAAGCGCACAACUACAUACUCCAAGUUGGAGGUGCUUUGAGUACAUUGACGGUCGCCAUUAUAUUACCCGUUGAAUCAUGUGAGCAAAGUGUAGUAUGCUGUUGCAAUGUAGGAGACUCGCUUGGUUAUAUAUUUUCAAAAAACAACACAGUGCGAGAGAUUACGAUGGGAUCACAUGAUGUUAGUCUUAUGCGAGAUAUGCGAGAUGCGUUAGGUGCAUUAGGUCCUGUAUAUGGCGAUAAACCGGAAAUGAGCAAUCUCACACUGUCCAUGUCGUACGUCGACGAAGGAGACAUCGUGUUCCUCACUUCGGAUGGAAUCAGCGAUAAUUUUGAUCCAGUAGUUGGAAAAUUUGCGGAAGCUGUAGGCAGCAAAACUAGCACCGGAAACAACCCACCCGGAAGUGUGACCAGCGUCAACAAACAAUCAUCACAACAACAUCAUGAGCGCAAAAGUAAGCCGGGAUUAGCACCUAAGAGACAGAACAAAAGUGCGCCAAUGCUUACUUUAGCGCAAAGUAACGGUGCAGUGGAUCCGCAACAUGUCAAUGCAAAUAUUGCGAGUGGUUCACGCGCAGAGCGAAAAGUAGCAGUCCCUGUAAGAAAACCAACGCCGACGCAACUUGCCGGUGCUCAGGAAAAAAGUUACGGCUCGAAGUAUGUGACGCGAUCGAAAACAUUUAUUGAACCGGCAGCCGCAGUAAGACGAACGAAUAAUAUCGCUGCAAAGGCCUCCUCUCCGAUGAUGCUGCCGCAGGUAACAGCACAGCAGAGACACGUUCUAACACUUUUACGAAUAGCCGAUUUGUUGGUAUACGGUAUUAAUGGUUCGCUGCGGCCCUGUACGAAUGCAAAGCAAUUGUGUCAGCUUUUGAUUGAUUUUGUAUCGUGUAUUACGGCGGCCAAACGCAAGUUACUGGAGCAACGCGAAAUUUACUACAAAAUAGUAUCCGAUCCAGGCGGAAGUCGUAGGGAAGUUGCGCACAGUGCACACGAACAAAAAGUGAUACGAAAGCGUAUGGUUGAUGGAACUACAUUUUCGUUGCUGCCGGGUAAACUGGAUCACGCCUCGAUCGUCGCGUACACCGUACACAGAUGUAAAUCGAAACCUACGGCUGAACAUAUUAUAUAAUGAUAAUCGUUGAGCUGCCCAUUUUUUGAAGAAAUCAAUGUUUGUGUAUUCGCUUGAAAAUGCCCAAUAUCAACGUUCAGUAACGCAAAUUGCGUUAAGUGCGGAUUAAAAGUAUUAUUUAUGUACCAGCUUUCAGCGAUAGUAUUGUGAACAUAAUGACCUGGUUCAGGCAGUUCUGAUCUAUUAAUCCAGAACUUCUGUUCAUUUGGAGUUAAAAUUUUAUGCUGUACCAAGUUUAUCUCGUACCAGUGAAUUACAAGUUUCGCGUAUUAAUCUUUUUUUGUAAGCCACGGGAAAUGGGUUUACCCAUUGCAUUUCGUCCAAUUGUUGCCCUCGCUAGCAAUUUUGCGCCUAUAGUAUAAGAAUUGAGACAAGAGUAAAAUUGAUAAAACCUCUUUUUAAUCAAAUAUUCGUACAAGGUAGGUGCAGCGACAAGGGCAUGAAUAGUGCGUAUAAAGAGUCGACUGCCAACCGAUGGCUGUC